GAGUCCUUCACUCGGCAGCAGCUGAGGUCAACCGGAGGACCGAGUGAAGCACCGGGACCACAGUGCGGGAAGGAAACCGCCACACCGCUGCAGCAGAAGAGGACGAGAGAGUUGCCAAGUCAUGGAUAGAUCGCAGCAAUGACACAUGAGAACCUCACAAGCUCCCAGCUGUCCGUCAAGGCGGCUGCCCUACGCAUGGUCGACCUGCCGCUGUCCGUGUGCAGCUCCCUGGCACAGGUGAGCGUCAGCACAGGCACCAAGAAGCUGGUGGCGGCCACGGCCUUUGGCGCCGUCUCGCUCCUCAUCCUUGCGCGCCGCUUCCAGAGGAGGAAGGGCAGAAAGAAGGCUCACUCUCCUCAGUGGGAGCAGGCUGGCUUUGAGUUUUUGACCUCAGCAGAAAACGAUAACACCAGUCAGAACAUCACGCUCUCCCUCAACUCCAAGAAUGGCUACUCGUCGGGUCUGCUUCUCAACGCAGGAGACUACAGGAAACUGUCGGGGUCUCUGCUCAGCCUGGCCUCGGUAAAAAGCAUGAACUCAUCCAGCAGCAGCACCUGCGCCAAUGAUUCCACCUGUUGGGACCGAGCGGGAGAAGCUGAUAUCUGCAGUGUGGUCAACUUACCUGUCACCACACCCGAAAACCUGUACCUCAUGGGUAUGGAUUUAUUCGAGGAGGCUCUGAGGCGUUGGGAGGAGGCGUUGACAUUCAGGAGCAGGCAGGGCGACGACGAUGCCAGCUGUGCAUCCGUCAAAACAGGAGCUGGAGACGCCAUCGCCGAGCAGAGCAUGGAGGACGUCAUCAGCGCAGAGUUCAUCCACAGGCUGAAGUCUCUGCUGCAGAGAGCGUACAGCCUUCAGGGGUUUGAGGGAGUGUUGUGCAUGUCGGAGCCGUCGUCCCACAGCAACAGCCAGGAUAAAAUGGCCGACAUUUUGGCCAGAGACGAGCUGGACGACGCCUGUCUGAGAGACAGCGUCAGCAUCGCCUCCACGGACUCAUUUGUGUCCGCCGCUGAGCUGUCAGAGCACAAAGAGCUGCGGAGCGUCUACGUUCUGGGUCAUCACCUUUUCUACGAGGAGGCGCUGCAGUUGGCCGAGGAGGGCAAGAUCUCCUGCAGGGUGCUGCGGACUGAGAUGCUGGAGUGUCGUGGGGACAUUGAUUUCCUGGCAAAGUUGCACUGUGUGCGGCAGGCGUGUCAGCUGAUUUUGUGCGAGAGAGCGACCCGGAUGUUUCUGGCUGACACGGGAAAGAAAAUACUGUCCUCCAUUAUUGUAAAAGCACAGAAGAGCCCAAAGAGAUUCGAAGAAGUGUUUGAGGAGAUGAUUUCCUUCCUGGAGCACACGGAGCACUGGGAGAACACAGAGGUGGAGCUGGCCACCCGAGGGGUGAAACACUUGAACUUCUAUGACAUCGUGCUGGACUUCAUCCUGAUGGACUCAUUCGAGGACCUGGAGAACCCACCGAUCUCCAUCCAGAACGUGAUCAACAACCGCUGGCUCAACAGCUCCUUCAAGGAGACGGCGGUGGCAUCAAGCUGUUGGUCAGUGAUGAAGCAGAAGAGACAACACAUGAAGGUGUCGGACGGCUUCAUCGCUCAUUUCUACGCCGUGUGUGAACAGAUCAGCCCCGUUCUGGCCUGGGGCUUCCUGGGGCCCAAGAGCUCCCUGCAUGACUUCUGCUGCUUCUUCAAGGAUCAGGUGUUGUACUUCCUAAAGGACAUUUUUGACUUGGACAAAGUGCGUUACUCCUCUGUGGAGAGUCUCGCAGAGGACAUGCUCCACCUGCUGCACCGGCGCUCUGAACUGUUGGUGGCUUACCUGGGAGCCGACUCGCUGCGGCACGUCAACGGCUGCAGCUCCCCGCAGGUGCAGCUGGUGCCCAGCGCCCUGCUGGAGGCUCGGGUGCAGUGAGAGGGACCCGACAGACCCGGGUCGUCCAAACACUACACAGACAGACAGAUAACAGCAUUUAAUCCAGGGUGAGUUCACGCCACCUGUCGGAAAAUGACUUUUCUGCCCACAAAACUUAACCGUAAAACACCAUUUCACCUGCGGUCUGACACCCACUCCCCACAUCUCCCAUAAUGCAUUGUGCUCUCAUUGUAUGAGGUACCAGCUGUCUUGCCUUCACACUUGAUCAUUACCUCCAGUGUGGCCUCCUCCUCCUCCUCCUCUUCCUCCUCCUCCUCCUCCUCACUGUGCCAUGGCAGAGCACGUUAAAAUACCAUAGCAAUAACUGUAAUGUAAACUUGCUGUGAGACAUUACGCAUUAAUUAUCUUGCAGUAGAUUUGUGUCAGCUGAGCCAUAUUUAUUAAGAGCAAUUAGUGUGAAGAAAAAGAAGGGUAUUUAUUUUACUAUAGAGCUAAAAUGAUGCAGGAUUUAUUUUUUAGAAGCUGUAGUUGUGCCUGUAUGCAUCAAUGGAUUUGUGUGAGCUUCAAACAUUCAGUAGUAUGAACACCAAUGUCGUAGACGAGCCGUAUCGGAUUUAUUAGAUGUAUUUCCACAUCCUUCAACAAUGCAAAACCAUAAAUGUACUAUUUUGUUACCAGCACAUGUUGCACAGGGAAAUCAUUGAACAAAGGGACUCUGAUAUGUAAAAUGAGUUGUUGUUAUUACAUUUAUAUGCUAAAAAGCUGUUUUAUGGCACCAGAACUCACAUGAAAUAUAUUAAACGGAGCCGAGAUCAUGCAACGUACGAGGCGCUUAAUCCCAUCAUACUGCCAGCUACAGGAAAUACGAGAUUAUACACUAUUAUAUAAUCGUACAGCUGUUCAACACGGGCGAACACGCAAGAAGCCUUACUGUCGAUGCACAUAUUCAAGCCUUGUCUUCAUCACUGAAUGUCGGUGUUAAAAUACAAUAUGCUGAUCAGUCACUGCCGUGUACAGAACAUGCACAACACGAAAGCUUUGAGCAGCAGUUACUGCAGGAAUAAACGUGUUAAAGGGUUUAUGUUCCAGAAAUGCUAUUUUAGUGUUAUUAUAUUCAGGAUUUACCCUUUAACCCUUUGAACCCAGAACAAGUUGGUGCGAUUUCUUUCAAAAAUGUGGAAAAAGGCAACCAGCAGUAAUUACUGUUUCACAAAUUUCAAGAAAUUAACAGAUCUUUAAAAAAAUAUAUUUUAA
Molecule: messenger RNA, 3123 nt
Organism: Plectropomus leopardus (leopard coralgrouper)
Lineage: Eukaryota; Metazoa; Chordata; Actinopteri; Perciformes; Serranidae
Gene: miga1
Product: mitoguardin 1
Biological process (GO): mitochondrial fusion
Source: RefSeq, a predicted model, not a curated record